AUGAGCUCCUACUCCUCCGUCAACCGCAGAAACUACACUGCCGGCCACCGCGACCGCCGGGCAGCCGCCCCGAAGCAAGAAUGGGUCCCUCGCGGCUCCAUUGCAUUGUCGCCCCCGGCCAAUACCGGAUCGGUACCUUCUAUCGUUCAAGAUAUCCAAGACAAGCUUGCCCGCGGCGCUGUCGAGUGCAUGAGCUGCUACGACAUGGUCCGCCGUUCCACGCCCAUCUGGUCUUGCUCCACCUGCUUCUCCAUCUUUCACCUAAAUUGUAUCCGCAAGUGGGCUCGUUCACCGGCCUGCAUCGCUGCGGACGACUGGCACUGCCCCGGAUGCCAGACCCCUCAAUCCACCCCCGCCCGGCAUCUCUCAUACACUUGCUUCUGUGGUCGCCGCCGUGAUCCUCCUAAUGACCAGCACCUCUGCCCGCAUUCAUGCGGCAAGCCCUGCGGGAAGCCCCUUGAUGGAGGAGGGAAGAAGCUCAGAUGCCCCCAUUUCUGCGUCCUCCAAUGCCACCCUGGCCCCUGUCCCCCGUGCAAGGCUUUUGCUCCGCGUCGGAAAUGCCCAUGUGGGAAGACCAAUGUGGUCCGGCGGUGUUCCGAUAGACGAGCGCCAUUGAGCUGCGAAAAACCAUGCAAUCGUUUUCUUGGCUGCGGCCGCCACACAUGUGAGCGAGUGUGUCACAAUGGUGCCUGCGGUUCUUGCCUGGAACUCCUCACUACUAAAUGCUUCUGUGGUAAGAAGGAGCAGGAGGUGAUCUGCAGCGAUGUGGCCAUGAAGGGCAAUUUUGAUGAGAAGAGCAGGCUCUUUUCCUGCGACGAUGUCUGUGGCCGCAGCCUCUUAUGUGGGAACCAUUUUUGCCGAGAGAACUGCCACCCGGGGCUUUGCGGAGAAUGUGAACUGCUUCCUGGAAAGAUCAGCACAUGCCAUUGUGGAAAGAAGAAGAUUGUUGAUGAGAGGAUGACCUGCAUGGAUUUGAUUCCGACUUGCUCUAAUGUUUGUGGAAAGCCUCUUGUCUGCAAGACCCAUUUUUGUAGAAUGCGGUGCCAUGAAGGAGACUGCCUGCCCUGCUCAGCCCUUGUCCAACAGCGAUGCCGGUGCGGCUCUUCACGCCGCACUGUUGAGUGCUAUCAGCUGUUCGACACAAUGUUCAAAUUUCUCUGCGAGAGAACUUGUUACCGGAAGAAGAACUGCGGCAGACACCGUUGCAAGGAUCGCUGCUGCGUACUAUCAAAAACUGGAGACUUCGAUCCCCAUCUCUGCUUGCUUCCUUGCGGGAAGAUGCUGCAGUGUGGAAAGCUUACCUGCCAACUUCCGUGUCAUGGCGGCCGGUGCUCACCUUGCCUCGAGACCAUCUCCACCGACAUAACUUGUGCCAGUGGAAUGACAACUAUCUCUACAAACCUGGAUGCUCUUCAUGUUGGAGAGAAUUUAGCAACCUCCGAUGUGUUUUCUGACAUUAUGUGGAGGCAGCCUAAAGAAGGAUCUGGGAACAGUAUGAAAGUUUAUGUCUUCUGCAACAUACUCAUGGAAAAGAGAGCAGCUUUGCUACAGAUUGCAGAGUGGUGGAAGCUUCUGGUCCAGAUUGCUGGUUGGGAGCCCAAAAGUUUACCGACAGUUCAUGCCAUCUGCAAAUCAAAGCCUGGUUUUCUGAUGGUUGCUGCAUAUCCUCCAGCUCAUGAUCCAUUGAUUGAUAUGGACCCAAGGUGUGUGGUUGCAUUACCGUGCCUCCCCAUGGAUGCUGAUAUAAGCUCUCUGGUAUUGAGAUUUGACAGGGUGAAUGAAUUGGUUUGUUUGAAUGAUAAGAACUCCAUGGCUGUUUUGAGUGAUCCUGCAAGGGUGGCAACUGCAUUGCAACGCCUCAGCCAUCGAUUUACUUUCCAAGGUGCUGCUCCAGCUGCAUCAAGGAGCAAUGAAUAUGGCAAUUCAUCGAAAUGGACUGUGGCUCUGGAGAUGGAUUUAACAGAAGCAUCCAUUCUUGUGUGGAGAGGAAACCAUGGGAAUCCAGUCCUGGAAAAUGCUAACCGAUGGAAUUUGCUUGAUGAUGUAGUUUUGGAAUCUGCAAGUGAAUGGGAGGGGCGACUCCAAUUGAAAGAUGACUCUUUGGUAGAAUCUUUAGUUGAUAGUGGAUAA
Molecule: messenger RNA, 2130 nt
Organism: Dendrobium catenatum
Lineage: Eukaryota; Viridiplantae; Streptophyta; Magnoliopsida; Asparagales; Orchidaceae
Product: NF-X1-type zinc finger protein NFXL1
Exons: 1
Coding region: 1-2130 (709 amino acids)
Biological process (GO): regulation of DNA-templated transcription
Cellular component (GO): nucleus
Molecular function (GO): RNA polymerase II transcription regulatory region sequence-specific DNA binding; DNA-binding transcription factor activity, RNA polymerase II-specific; zinc ion binding
Source: RefSeq, a predicted model, not a curated record